This is a messenger RNA of Aspergillus fumigatus Af293, 1014 nucleotides long. RefSeq names its product Fe(2+)/2-oxoglutarate-dependent oxygenase encD (gene encD). Lineage: Eukaryota; Fungi; Ascomycota; Eurotiomycetes; Eurotiales; Aspergillaceae. The transcript is spliced from 3 exons. Gene Ontology annotation, molecular function: dioxygenase activity. The record is from RefSeq and is a predicted model, not a curated record. The coding region runs from base 1 to 1014 and encodes 337 amino acids.
AUGACCAAGCCACAGCCACCUCCAAUCCUCGAUUUCUCCGUCUUCUAUGGCCAUGACAGCCAAGCAAAAGCCCAGCUCGUGCAGCGAGUGCGCGAAUGCUGUCUGAACAACGGCUUCUUUCAGAUCACCGGCCACAAAGUCUCGCCAGAGUUGCAGCGGCGGACGUUCGACUGCGCCAAACGAUUCUUCGACCUACCACUUAUCGAAAAGAAGAAGAUUGAGCGAAGCCCCGAUGCCUUCAACCGUGGCUACGAAGCCUUCCAGUCACACAUGUCCCAGCCAGGCAGCGCUCCUGACCGGAAGGAGGGCCUUUUCCUGGGCCCAGACCUUGCAGAGGAUCAUCCGUACUGUGUUCAGAAGAAGCUGAAUUGCGGACCAAACCGGUGGCCCCAGGGACUCGACGACCUAGAAGAGUUCAAACUCGUCUCGAUGGAAUAUUAUGCCGCUCUGUUUCAGCUGGCAAAGGAUGUCGUUGCUGUGCUCGCCCUCACAAUGGAUUAUGAGGAGACAUUCUUUGAUCCCCUGACCGAGGGCGCCAUCGCCACGCUACGAUAUCUGCACUAUCCACCUCAACCCGUGGGUGACGCUGAGGCGGGGCUGGGGACUGGUGCCCAUCGGGACUACAGUUGUAUCACUCUGCUCCUGCAAGACGGAACUGGCGGCCUUCAGGUUUUGGAUGAGCCCACCGGACAAUGGCUGGAUGUUAAACCAGUCCCCGGGGCAUACAUCGUCAAUCUGGCUAAUGUAUUCGCGCGCAUGACAAACGGACACUACAAAUCUGCUCUACAUCGGGUGGUCAAUAAGUCUGGGAUGGAGCGCUAUUCGAUCCCGUUCUUCUUCACUGGCAACCCGGACUAUGUGUGCGAGUGCUUGUCGCGAUUCCGGAAAGAGGGAGAGCCGGUCAGACAUCCUCCUGCCACGGUGCAUGAGGUGGUUGCGGAAGCAGUGAGAGGCACCGUCGAGAGAGCAAACCGUUAUAAUGCGGAACGUCAGGGGAUCCACGCGGCGCAGUAA